This is a messenger RNA of Podarcis muralis (Common wall lizard), 2664 nucleotides long. The record is from RefSeq and is a predicted model, not a curated record. NCBI's taxonomy places the organism in Eukaryota, Metazoa, Chordata, Lepidosauria, Squamata, Lacertidae.
UCACGUGUGGCGAGAAAUCAGAAGGUAAUAAAAAAAUGAAAAUCAUAAGAGACAGACAAAAGGAAACGGCUGUGAAUUUUCAAAUAAUAUUCUGUGCCAAGCCUGACCAGGAGCCCUUCGUGAAGAUUAUUACUGUAGAAGAGGCAAAACGGCGAAAGAGCAUUUGCAGCUAUUGUGAAGAAGAUGAUCGAUGCAGUGAAGAAGAUGAAGAUGCUUUGCCUGUCUUAAAAAACCAGAGUGUGCUCUUAGAAAAUAUGCAUAUAGAACAGCUCGCCCAGUGCCUGCCAGCAAGGGUUCAGGGAUAUCCCUGGAGGCUAGUCUACAGCACACAAGAACAUGGAACCAGCUUGAAAACACUGUAUCGUAAAUCGGCAUCUCUUGAUAGCCCUGUCCUGCUUGUCAUCAAAGACAUGGACAAUCAGGUUUUUGGGGCUUAUGCAACGCAUCCUUUUCACUUCAGUGAUCACUAUUAUGGGACUGGAGAAACUUUCCUAUACACAUUUGAUCCUCUUUUCAAGGUCUUUAAGUGGAGUGGAGAAAACACCUACUUUAUCAACGGAGAUGUAACUUCCCUAGAACUUGGUGGUGGAGAUGGCAGGUUUGGUUUAUGGCUAGAUGCUGAUUUAUAUCAUGGCCGGAGCAAUUGUUGCAGCACAUUCAAUAAUGAUAUCUUAUCCAAAAAAGAAGACUUUGUCAUACAAGAUGUGGAAGUAUGGACAUUUGAGUGAUGUACAUGCUGCCUUAAAAAGUUUACUGAGCACUCAGUGGAUGUUGAAUAUUGGAAUGUAGACUGCCUCACAAUAGAACAUGCUUCUCCUGCCCAUGAAAUCUGGUCACAGCCUGGCUGCACAAGAAGAUUUUAGGUCAAAAAGUGGAAAGACUUAAUUGCAUUUUAAAAAAUGACCUCGUUUAUGUCGUAUUUCUGCCCUGCCGGUGAUCUUACAGCAUGGAUGCAAGAUGUUUAUGGAAGGCAUUUGCGAUAUACAAGUUUGUUUAAAGCAGUCUCAUUAUUUUUUGUAACUGUGAAAGAAUACUGGUGGAAAAACAUAGACCUGUAUAGUACAUUCCAUGUGUAUUUUUAUUCUGCUUACAUGAAAACCAAAAAGAAGUAAAAGUUGGGUUAGCAAAUUCUACUGCGUAUAGUGAUGGUUUCCAUGAGAAAGGGGGUUAGUCUUUCAAAUCAGUAUACAGCACUUAAAGGGAGCAUUUUUAAAGGAACGUAUUUAUUGUUUGUAUAGUACAUUUUUAUGAAAUGUAGUAGGCAUGUUUUUUCUUUUAAUAUUUUAAUUUCAAAAUUUGCUAGGAAGAUUUAUUGACUGAAGUAAAUGUCUUAAGCGGUGGUGAUGAAUCAUUUCAUUUCUUAGGUAUUUUUUAUACUUUGCUGGUUUUUUUAAUUUUUGUAAAAGACUUCGUUGUUGCUUUGUUCUUAUUAUUUUAGGAAUCUUGUUUUUGGGCAGAACACAUUACUUUGGAUUGUUGGAAAGCGGUGCAUUGUCAGUUUCCAUUAUCAAACACAGCUGUCUGGUUGCGUGCUGGAGACAGAUCCUCUUUUUAAGAGGCUUAACAAUAAAGAAAUACCUUUUGAAACAGUGGCAUUGUUAUGGGGCAAAAAACAGAUUCUUAAACUGUGCCCUAUAAAUUAUUUGAAAUUCUUUGUUAGAGAAAACUGUGUCAUGCCAGACUAGCUUUGCCCUUCUUCUUUUUUCUUGUAAAAUGUUCUCUUUCUUGAAUAAGAGUUCAACCUUGUGGUUGCAUUCUGCUUUUUAAGCAGUCACUUUUCUUUCUGCUUUUUUUUUUUAAUGGCGUGAUGAAGCAGUACUUGAGAGCACUGGGUCCAAAUUCAGUAAGAAAGACUAAGUGCUGCCAGUUAAUUGAAACUGGAAACCAUUUUUGGUUUAUUUGCCACUUCUAAAAAAUAUUUUGUUAGGAAGAGGAAGAUAUGAAAAGACAGUGCUAUUCCUUCCUGAAAUGCUGACAUUCUCCUAACUUUUGGGAGCCCUUGAUAAGCCUUUUAAAAAAGCAAAUAAAGUCAACAUGAGAGAAGGGGUAUUUUUUUAAAAAACCAAACGGUACUUCCUAUGCUCCUGAAAAAGUAUCGGUCAAUACACUAUGCUUGUCACCCUUUAGGAUGCCUUCACAAGGCCACCUGUGUCAACCUAGGCUGCAUCCUUACAUAUUAACCAGGUCUUCCCCCGCUCAUGAUGGCAUUGCUUCCAAAUGACUUGGAAAUAACUGGGACCAUCCAUCUUGUGCUAUAUGACCUGGUCAACCAGAUUCAGAUUACAAAGAGUAAUUUCCUUCACAUACAUAUUGCUUCUGUGUAGGAAACUCCGUACACAAGUGACAUGGGGCAGACACACACAUGUCUGCUUUGGAGUGCGUAGUGCUGCACACUAACAAUUUGGGCUUGCUGCAGAUAGAAAACAUCACAUGUGGUAGGCACAUAAUUCUCUACACAGAAGUAAUAGCCUUCGUGUACAAAACCGCUUUAGGGCAUUUUGUUAACACCUGCAGCCUACACCUUUCACUCUUCUUACCAUCAGUUCUACUCUGACAGAUUUUCACCAUUACAUAUUAGCGUAAUACUUUGGAGACAUUCCAGGGAACCUUGAAAGACAGUUUUAACAAGGAUGAGACACUUGCAGGUUGUAAGCAAAAGGGUUU